Molecule: messenger RNA, 1515 nt
Organism: Metarhizium album ARSEF 1941
Lineage: Eukaryota; Fungi; Ascomycota; Sordariomycetes; Hypocreales; Clavicipitaceae
Product: Chromo domain-like protein
Exons: 1
Coding region: 1-1515 (504 amino acids)
Source: RefSeq, a predicted model, not a curated record
AUGGCAUCCGCGCUGGUCCUGAGCAGCUCGGACGAAGAGUCUCAGUCAUCCGAAUCAGCGACAGCGUCACCGGAGCCGACAUCGAAACCGACACUGGUCAUAGAAAUCAGACCGCGACCGAAAUACACACCAGGAUGCGGUCCAUCGCUACAACCGCUGAGGCUGCUGCCGCCCGCCUCAUCCAGCGCGUACAUCAUCGAACGUAUCCUCUUGCCUUCGCCCGGUCUGGCUGUUGACGGGAAACCAUUGCCAAAGCGAAUGACGUAUAUAGUUGGCUGGCACGAUCUUCCCGCCGCGAGCCUGCUGGUCCCAGCUAUGGAUAUUCUCGACUACGUAUCGCCCAGAGCCUUGGAAGAUUGGGAGGAGACCCUCGAGGACGAAUUAGACCAGGAACGGAUUAAACUGGCAGAGGAGAGGAAGAUUGGCCUCGGCGGAUUGAAACAGAAACACAAAGCCCGUCCCCCAGCCCACACCGAUAUCGAGCCAGCCGCUGCUAUCGAGUCCGAGACCGAAAGAGGAAACGUCGUUCGUCCUAAGAUGGGAGCGAUGAGCUUGUCCACCCCGCAGAAGCGGAAACUGGCAGACUUUGAGGGCCUCUCCGACAACGAAAACAGCCCGACAAAUCAGCUUGCCCGCGAGAUAUUUGGGGACGAUAGCUGUGAAGACUCUUGGGAUGCGCCUUUGGCCAGAGCCGGAAACGGGGACAUGCAGAUUGAAUUUAUGAAUGACACGGUGGACAGCGACGCCGCACAGAGACCUAAGAGGGAAAUUAUUAAUACACCUGUUCCCUUGCCGUCGUAUAUAAACCGGAUGCCAGGAUAUGAGACCACCUUCAUAGAACCGAACCCAGCAACAACCCCGAUAUUCAAGGCAGGCGACGCCUCACGGGCUCCUGACCACGCUGAUUUAGUAGCAUGUGUAGAAGGCACCGCUUCUUCCAGUGCUGCCGGCCUCGAUGGCCUCACCGGUAGUUUAAGCCUUCCGAAAUCGUCCUACACACGAGAGUCAAAUGGGGACCAUGCGGCAUGCGCGCCAGCCGCCGGACUAGCUGAUAGUUCCACCCAGCAGUCGACACGACCCAAAUCCGCCAAAAAGAGGCGCAAAGAAUCACCGAUCGCUACCAAUCAGUCAGAGAAAGACGGAGAACCGACUUGGGAGGUUGAAAGGUUGGAGGAUAUGGCAUUUUACAAUGUCGAAGGUCAGGGGCUCGUGAGAUAUUUCUUGGUUCGCUGGUCGGGUGAUUGGCCACCCAACCAGCAAACUUCGUGGGAACCGGAUCAUCAUCUUCCACGGAAACUAAUCCGAACCUUCACCAAGUUGGACAAGAAGAGUAGAGCCAGGCUUCGCCGGGAACGAGAACCGCCGGAAAGCGUCGCAUGGGGCGACGGGAUUGCCACAUAUAGCUCUGUCAACGACAUGGCCCAGGCAGAAGACCGAGGAAACGACCUGCUUCUUGUUGACACACCGCAGGGAGUCGGUGAAAAGGACGGCUUAUUCAUCGAGGAUGAUUUAUGA